AUGAAUCUAAAAAUAUUUUAUUUUUUUACCCUCUUAUUUUUUAUAUUUAAAAAUAUUGUAACAAAAAAACUUCCAAUUCCAUGCAAAAGAACUAUUUUUAGUAGAAGGACCACCAAUUAUAAAGCAUGGAGAGAACAAAUGGUUAUUUGUGAAUUACUCGUUGACAAUAACUAUAAAAAAGCUGAAAGACCAAAUGGAAUUACACCAUACAAUAGGACGGCUGGUCCUGUUCUUGUUAAAACAAGUAUGUGGAUUGAGUCAAUUAGUGCUGUUAGUGAAAAAAAUAUGGAAUUUGUUGCACAGUUUAGAUUUCAACAACGUUGGUAUGAUGAAAGAUUAGAAUUUAUGAGGCAAAGUGGAUUUAGAAAAAAUGAUGUUCUUGGUAUUGAGAGAGAUCAAAUUUUAUGGCAACCUGAUACAUUUUUUCAAAAUGAAAGAAAUGGUUGGUAUCAUACAUUGGAUCAAGAAAAUAAAUAUCUUAAAGUUAAAUCUGAUGGUCUUAUAACAUAUAAUCGUCGUUUAACACUUAUUUUAGCAUGUAACAUGCAUCUUAAAAAAUAUCCAAUGGAUAAACAGAAAUGUUUAAUUGAUUUUGCUAGUUAUGCUUAUACAACAGAAGAUAUAAUAUAUGAAUGGGAUGAUAGUGGUGUAACAAUCUCACAAACAGCUAAUGGAGCACUUCCAAAUUUUGAAAUUGAGUCUUUUGAAAUGGCAUCUUGUGAUAGUGUCACAAAUACUGGUACAUAUAGUUGUUUGAGGGUUGUAAUUACAUUAAAUAGAGUUUUUUCUUUUUUUCUUCUACAAUUAUAUAUUCCAUCAGCUAUGCUUGUUGGUGUUUCAUGGGUAUCAUAUUGGAUUGAUUGGAAAAGUACAGCUGCCAGAGUACCAUUAGCUAUUGUAACAUUAUUAACAAUGAUAACACAAUCACAUGCAAUUAAUUCAAAUUUACCACCUGUAAGUUAUGCAAAAGCAAUUGAUGUAUGGAUUGGAGCAUGUGUCGUUUUUAUUUUUGCUUCACUUAUUGAAUAUGCUGUUGUUAAUUAUAUGGGAAUUCUUGAUGAACAUCGACAAAUACGAAAAAUUGCUUCUAAUCAUACAAGAUUGACAAGUGUCGUUGACACAAAUCGUAUUAUUAGCAAAAAAAAAGAUGAAAACAGGAUAAAUAUGUUUAAUGAAUCAAGUUAUGAAAAACAAACACCAAAAAAAUAUAAAGCUACAUCAUUUAUUAGGGAUAGAAGAAGAACAAAUUUUGGUGAUACUUCUAUUUAUCAAGAUGAAUCAUUAGACAUUGACAGUCAAUCAGGGACAAAUAAGUAUUACAUGGAAUCUGAGGAUAUUGACUAUUCAAUACAAAAAUUACCGGAUUUAGUUUAUAUUGGUCAACGGAAAAAAGUAGAACUUGUUAAAUGGUGUAAUUUAUUAUCUUCAAGAAAGAGAGCUGAAAGAAUUGACAUCAUUGCUAGACUUGUUGUGCCUAUAGCAUUUUUGUUAUUUAAUGUUGUAUAUUGGAAUUUUUAUCUUAAUGAUAUGACAAUGCAAUCUUUUGACGGUAGUAAGAACAAGAAUAAAACUGGUUAA
Messenger RNA from Strongyloides ratti, 1578 nucleotides. RefSeq names its product GluClalpha. Lineage: Eukaryota; Metazoa; Nematoda; Chromadorea; Rhabditida; Strongyloididae. The record is from RefSeq and is a predicted model, not a curated record. Gene Ontology annotation, molecular function: neurotransmitter receptor activity; extracellular ligand-gated monoatomic ion channel activity; transmembrane signaling receptor activity. The coding region runs from base 1 to 1578 and encodes 525 amino acids. The transcript is spliced from 6 exons. Gene Ontology annotation, cellular component: neuron projection; membrane; synapse. Gene Ontology annotation, biological process: regulation of membrane potential; chemical synaptic transmission; nervous system process.